GUCGCGCGGCGAUGGCGUCACGGGGGCGCCGGCGACGGUUGGCGGCUCGGAUGGAGCCCGAGGAGGAGCGGCUGAGGCGGCAGAUCCGCUUGCUUCAAGGUCUCAUCAAUGACCAUAAAAACGUCCAUGGGAAUGCGCCGGUUCCUCCGCCGCCUGCUUCUGUCUCCAGAUGGAGGAACCCUAGACUUCCUGCCUUUCACAGUCAAGCGACCUUCGGCGCUAGAUACAACCAGCAACCUUCCCAAGAUUUCUCGUCCGGCCAGGCCAACGCGACUACCUGGAGGAAGAAAUACUCUCUUGUCAACGCCCCGCCUAGACCAGCCCUGCCUUCACCUACCAGCGUUUCUCCGGGGACUUCCUGGGCGGCCCAGAGCCGUGUCGGUAGGGAGGCUCCCAAGCCACAACUGAUGCUUUCGGAAGCGAAGGCCAUCUCCAGCACAAAAGCAAAUGUCUGCCGACCAGCUGGCUCCCUGGCGGGUGAUGCCACCGGCUCAGGGUUCCUGCAGGGCGUUUCAGGAUCAAGAAAGGAACCGUCGUCUUCUAAGGGAAGCCCUUCCGCGGCUUCUUGGCCUUUCAAUGCGGAGUCGAGACACAACAAAGAUACGUGCACUUCCACUUUGUCCCACGUACCCCGUUACAAAAGUCUGGCUACAGGUGGAAAUAACCGACCAGCGGCCGGUCAGAAGAAGCCCUUUGGGGGGAACAAGCUGACCCCCAGUUUAGGCAGGACUAUCAGCGAGAGUGCCAUUACGUUGAAAUCUGAGCCUCGGUGGUGUCUGGCCUCGCCCGAAAAGGGAACAGGCUCUCUCCCAAUCUGGAAGAAGCCAGCACCUGAGCUCUCACACCUGUAUAGUUCAUCCCGCCACCCCUCCCCUGCAGGGCCAGCCAGGUUCAGCCCCACCAGGAGCGUGGGUCGGUCUGCCCAUUCGGAUGAGGAGGCAUCUUCCAGCAGUGGGAUGAGUCUUCCCCCAAACAAGUCCGCCAUUGUUUUGCUCCAGAAGUCGUCUUCCUUGCCAGCCUCCGGCAGGUCUUCCCGCUUCAAGAAAGCCAACUACACCUGGGUGGCAAAUCCCAGCAAAUCCCCUCGAAGCGUGAAGCGGUGGGCCGUUUCCAGGGCCCCCGAAAGCACCCCCAAGUUAGCCAUCUGCGGGGCAGCGGCCUCUCCCAAGUUACAACCCAGGGGAGCGCAUCUCGAGCUGGGGGCCAAACCAAAGAAACCCAGCCCGCAUUCGAAGGCGGCGGUUUCCACCAGCCAGUACAAGUGGAAAGCAGCGAGUGCGAAGUCUGCUCCUUCCACCUCGGCCUCCGUCUUCACUUGGAAGCGCAAGGAAGGGGUUAGGCCCGGGGAGGCCCCUUGCGUGGGUGCCAGCACCUCCUUCCAGGCGCUGAGGCGGGUCCCUCUCGCACAUGGCAGCCCCAGGGGCUUUUUUGGAACUAGUGGCUUUUUUAAUUACAGACUGAGGAGUUGGCCGAAAAACACAAAGAGGAAAGGAAGCGCCAGCUCUCCCACCCUGCUCCUGAAAAGCCGCUACUGCCUCCGGAAGCGCCACGCCACGCGGGGAAGGUCCUCCCCCACCGCCCGCAGAACCGGCACCAAAGGCCUCGUGCAGAUCGGCAAGCACAGGUUGCGCCGGCUGCCGGCCUCUCGCGUUCCUGGUUCGCCCAAAGAAGGUCCCAGCUUCGUCCUGGUCACCAGCCCAGCGGCCCACCGAGUGGUCAAUACUCGCUACAGGCUGGUGAAGAAGUUGGCAGGACCUCCCGUGACCCCUGCAGCCUCCAGUGCCAGCCCAGCUCACGGCUGGAAGGCCAGGAGGCUUUCAUCGUCCAGGUCUCUCACGUCCAAUUCCACCCGCCACUCUUCACCAGGGAGCAGGUCUCAGGCAGGGCAGCAGCACCGAUGGAGAAACAAAGGACUGCGUUGCAUCGGAGGAGUCAUGUACCGGGUGUCUGCUAACAAGCUUUCCAAAACGUCCAGCUCUCCCGGCAGGAGCGUAGAAGCAGCGACCAGGAGCCAUACCAGAGGAGCAUCACGGCCCGACUCGGCACCUGGGACUCCCGGCUACCCUUCACCCGGCUGGCCCAGCCGGUCAAUCACCAGCCGCUACAUUGCCAGCCGCGCUGUGCAAAGGAGCCUAGCCAUCAUUCGCCAAGCCAAGCUGCGGAAGGAGCGGAAGAAGGAAUACUGCAUGUACUACAACCGUUUUGGGAAGUGCAACCGCGGGGAGAGCUGUCCGUACAUCCACGACCCCGAGAAAGUGGCAGUCUGCACCAGAUUCCUCCGCGGCGCCUGCAAGAAGACGGAUGGGACGUGUCCUUUCGCACACAAGAUUUCGAAGGACAAGAUGCCCGUCUGUUCCUACUUCCUGAAGGGAAUCUGCAGCAACAACGAUUGUCCGUACAGCCACGUCUACGUGUCCAGGAAAGCAGAGGUCUGCUCGGACUUCCUGAAGGGCUACUGUCCCUUGGGAGAGAAGUGCAAGAAGAAACACACACUGGUGUGCCCGGACUUCUCCAAGCACGGCGUCUGCCCCAAGGGUUCCCGCUGCAAACUCCAGCAUCCCCAGAAGAAGCACCUGGCCAAGCAAGCCGGCACUAGUAACUCCUGCCCACCUGAGCAGGGAAACUAUGCAAAGCAGACUUGGAGGCAAAAAGAGGAGGAAGGAGCAACAGGGGGAGCCUUCUGGUACCCCAGAAUCCUCUCUCAAAACAGCCGACUGACCAAGCAGCCUUCCUUCAUCUCUCUCCAGUCACCCCCCACCUCCCCCCAGGAGGAGGGCCCCAAGUCAGAGAGAAACGGGGAAGAAGCAGUUCUGAGUUGCUGCCUGUGGAACAUCAGACAGAGCUGGGAGUCAAAUCAGGGUCCAAUGAGGAUUUAGGAGGAUCCCCUCCCUGCUCU
Messenger RNA from Ahaetulla prasina, 2896 nucleotides. RefSeq names its product zinc finger CCCH-type containing 3 (gene ZC3H3). The transcript has 12 exons. The coding region runs from base 12 to 2876 and encodes 954 amino acids. Gene Ontology annotation, molecular function: metal ion binding. Gene Ontology annotation, cellular component: nucleus. The record is from RefSeq and is a predicted model, not a curated record. NCBI's taxonomy places the organism in Eukaryota, Metazoa, Chordata, Lepidosauria, Squamata, Colubridae.